UUCAUCUCUAUCUCUCUAGAAAACAAAACGCCAUUAUUCUCUCUUGAAAACCUGCUGUUCCUCUUCUUUUAUCCGUGCAUUGAAACGAAAUGACGGCGGCGGUGGCGCCGUGGAAGCAACAAGUACUACAGAGGGGAGCGUCGCUGUACGUGGGUGACUUGGACCCGGAAGUAACAGAAACGGACUUGAGAGCUGCGUUUUACCAUGUGGGCCCCAUUUCCUCCCUCAGACUCUGUCGUUGUCGUCUUACCGGAAAGUCUCUCUGUUACGCCUAUGUCAACUUAUACUCUCAUGCUCAAGCAUCUAAAGCUUUGGGUCUUCUAAAUCACACUAACUUGAAGGGAAAACCCAUGAGGAUAAUGUGGUGUCAAAGGGACCCUUUUGCAAGAAAGACUGGUUUUGCCAAUCUCUUUGUAAAGAAUAUAGACUUUUCGAUCAGCAGCUCUUGCUUGGAGAGCAUCUUUAGCAAGUAUGGGACAAUACUUUCUUGCAAGGUGGCUGGAGAAAACGGAUGGAGUAAGGGUUUUGGGUUUGUUCAGUUUGAGUCUCAGGAUUCUGCUCUGGCUGCUCAAACGGCUCUCCAUGAUACUAUGCUGGGUGGGAAGAAAUUGCAUGUCUGCAAAUUUGUCAAGAAGACUGAAAGGACAGCAGCAGCGCCAUGCGAAGUGUUCACCAAUCUUUAUGUUAAAAAUCUAGAUGAAACAAUAACAGAGGAUGGCCUAAAGGAUAUGUUUUCUGUAGUUGGUGAUGUUUCUAGUGUUGCCAUCAUGAUGGAUCACGAGGGGAAAUCAAAACAUUUUGGAUUUGUCAACUUUAAGUCUCCAGAUGAUGCCAAAAGGGCUGUUGAUGUCAUGAAUGGUUCUGUAGUAGGUUCGAAGACUUUGUUUGUAGGAAAGGCUCAAAGGAAAUCUGAAAGAACAAUGAUAUUGAAGCAAGAAUACAAGGACUUGCACAACAGAAGUACUGAGAAGUUGAGGGCUUUAAAUCUGUAUGUAAAGAACCUGAAUGUAGACAUUGAUGACAAGAAAUUGAAAGAAGUUUUCAGUGCCUAUGGGAAGAUUCUUUCCGUGAAAGUGAUAUGCCAUAAUGAUGGAACUAGCAAACAAUUUGGUUUUGUAUGUUUUGCGAGCCCUCAAGAAGCAAACAAGGCUUUGGUUGCACUAAAUGGAGCCCUCCUUGAAGGAAAGAUUCUUCAUGUGGCAAAAGCUCAGUGCAAAAAGGAUCGCCACCAGGAAUGGCACAAAUUCUCUGGACAGAACCAACCUCAGUCUUUCUAUCCUUCUAACUGCAAUACUGUUUCCUCAGCACUCCACCCACUUCAUUUCAAUUUUGAUCGCUCUCCACAUCUCCCUUUCCUCCACCAUCCAAUGUUCUGUCAACAUUUUGGUGCACAUUUUGGUGUUCAGCAUCCUUUUAUGGCACAAAAUUACAAGCAGAAGUUUUCCACAUAUAUGCCAGUGGCGGAAACGCCUCUAGGGAGCACGUUGAACACCAGAGACAAGUCCUACCAACAGCAUUCCUUGAAAUUUGCAACCUCUAAUUUUAGCAACCGAGACCUGAAACUUGGGUCUGCUGGAGGUCAAAAGCUUGGUUCCGAAAAGAAGGGUAGCAAGAGUGGAGCAGCUGUAGAAGAUAUUUCCACUGGAUCACCAUCUACCAAAUGUCUUCCUGCAGCUAAAUCUACUGACAGUACCGUCAUUAACAUUGGGAGUCUUCUUCAACCCGUUGUAAAGAAACUUGAGGUUUGUGGAUUCUCUAUUCCCCUCCCUUCUCCUGAAAGACAUCAUAAAACCCAUUGGAAAUGAGCAAAUUGAAUCUCACAGAGUUCAAUUGGUUCGGGGGGGACAAAUGCGUUUGCUGGUGCUGCUUGAGCUACUAGUCAGUAGCAGUAGAGCUAUCCACUUUAAUGACUGCUUGUCUCACCAGUUCCUGUUAACAUUUA
Messenger RNA from Populus euphratica (Euphrates poplar), 1942 nucleotides. It is a transcript of the gene PAB6, whose product is annotated as poly(A) binding protein 6. Gene Ontology annotation, cellular component: ribonucleoprotein complex. Gene Ontology annotation, molecular function: RNA binding. The transcript is spliced from 8 exons. Lineage: Eukaryota; Viridiplantae; Streptophyta; Magnoliopsida; Malpighiales; Salicaceae. The record is from RefSeq and is a predicted model, not a curated record. The coding region runs from base 90 to 1805 and encodes 571 amino acids.